UUAAUGAUGGUAGCGACUCGUAACGGAGACUUUGGAACUAUAAUCUUGAUAUAAUAACCCAUUCGCUAGCUAAGUGUAUGAUUGAUAGCAGACAAAUGUAUUGAAUCACAUGAAGGUUUAGUGUUACUUUUUACAUGAGCGAGGAAAACGCCGAAAAAUGGAAGAGGCUCGGCAACGGAUUAUCAAGCAAGAGAUACCGAAAGGUGCCAUAAUGAUGUCGAGAUACGAAGCUAUAGCGCAUCAGUCGUCGUUCGUUUAUACUUGGAAAAAUCAGAAUGAAGUAUGGCCAUUGGUACACGGAACCGGUAUCUUGAGUUUAGCAGCAUCAUUAGGUGGUGCUUACGUUAAUUUUAUAUUCAGACGAAAGUUAAAAGUACACAAUAUUGGUAUUUUACCCUCGAUGAUGGCUAUUACAGGACCAUCGUUCCUUUUGACAACACUUUCUCGAUCACUGGCUAUCGAUAAUAAACUACUGCUGCUAGAACUACCUUGUCCCUUGUGCCUAGAACUCAGAGGUGCCAUAAUACAAGCUGCCUUUGGAUAUUUCACACCAUUUAUAACAGUACCAAUUAUUACCUUUAUAGUUGUUGGCAGUAGAGCGUAUAAUAUACCAUAUCCAAAUGAGGGUAGAAAAAUUUUAACAAUUGCCGGGUCAGUCUAUCAACACUUAAUCCCUAAAUUGUCAUCAACUUUAAUUUUACAAGCGAUGAUUGGUGGUUUUAUAACAUAUUUACAAAUCAAAUCUUACCUUCGAAUAUUAGAUAUAACAUAUCUAUUGGAACAUGAAAAAAAACCAAAAAGAGGGUAUAUCCAACAGUAACUUGUAUCUAACUUUAU
Molecule: messenger RNA, 837 nt
Organism: Dinoponera quadriceps
Lineage: Eukaryota; Metazoa; Arthropoda; Insecta; Hymenoptera; Formicidae
Exons: 4
Coding region: 158-820 (220 amino acids)
Biological process (GO): mitochondrial respiratory chain complex I assembly
Cellular component (GO): mitochondrion
Source: RefSeq, a predicted model, not a curated record